Molecule: messenger RNA, 339 nt
Organism: Sphaeroforma arctica JP610
Lineage: Eukaryota; Ichthyosporea; Ichthyophonida
Exons: 1
Coding region: 1-339 (112 amino acids)
Source: RefSeq, a predicted model, not a curated record
AUGCCCAACCACAAGGUCAAUAACAGCCGCAAACGCAAGCCUAACGAAAUGCGCAGUCCAAGGAUUCACUUGCGCAUGCAGAAAAUCCACCCUAGACCCAAUCAGAGCCCCAAGAGUGAGAACGUGGCGGUUGAGACGAACUCAGAGCAGUAUUGCGACGCGCCUGUGUCUGAUGUGCCAAUGAACAUAUGCGAAGCACUUUGGGAACACAACGCCACGGAAAUCACCAGCACAUUCGUCUGCAUCAGAACUAAUGACUUUUACUGCUAUCACAGGUUUGAGAGAGAGACACCGAAGUUGGUGACACAAAACCUGGCAGAGGAAGGAAUCCGAGGCUGA